Molecule: messenger RNA, 844 nt
Organism: Impatiens glandulifera
Lineage: Eukaryota; Viridiplantae; Streptophyta; Magnoliopsida; Ericales; Balsaminaceae
Exons: 1
Coding region: 91-654 (187 amino acids)
Source: RefSeq, a predicted model, not a curated record
UAAAAUGAAUCCACAAUCACAAAACCAUAAUACAGAGAAGAGAAGAUCAAUACUCAACCCAACUUAUUAUCAAACAUUUCUCGAUCAAUCAUGUCUUCCACUAUCAUCACCGACGAAAUCAGAUCCAAAGCAGAUGAAUUCUACCAAGGCCACGAAAAAUGUUCAGAGAAAUCAAAGUUCUUACUCAAUGAAGUUGGCUUACCCACUGGUCUUCUUCCUCUUAAAGACAUGAUUGAAUGUGGUUACAUUAAAGAAACGGGUUUCGUUUGGAUGAAACAGAAGAAGAAAAUCGAACAUAAGUUUGAAAAGAUUGGAAAACUUGUUAGUUAUUCUGAAUUAAUCACUGCCCAGAUCGAACAAAACAAGAUCAAGAAACUUACUGGUGUUAAAGCUAAGGAACUUCUUCUCUGGAUUACGAUUAAUGAAAUUUGCCUUGAAGUUCCGUCCACCGGAAAACUCAAGUUUCAGACUCCGGCUGGACUUUUCCGGCUGUUUCCAGUUUCUGCUUUUGAGGAGAUUGUGGGAGAGAAGAAGGAUGCGGUGAUUACUCAGGAAGAGGAGAAAGAGAAGGAGGAGGAGGCUGAGAAGAAAGUUGUCGCCGGCGCCGGCGCCGGAGCUGCUACGGUUGUUUCUGUGGAAGUGAAGGAAGCUUGAUUGAUUAAGAGGAUUAAUUAAUAAUAAUAAUUGUUUGGUUGUUCUAAUUAAUUAUGUUACUUUUUUCUGGGUAAAAGAGGAGCAUCAUUACAUGUUUUGGUUAAGGACUUAUAUCCUUAAGAUGUAACGGAUUUAUUAUAAGUGACUCCUUAUAAAUAAAAUAUUGAAACAAAUCAAUUAAAAUGGCUAA